AUGACCACCUUCGCUUUCAGGUAUAAGCCCACUAAUAUUGCUCAUAUUCUCGAACCAUUUACGAAUUUCUAUCACGAAGUGUUCACUAGUAAUUUCAACGUUGCCAAGAACCAAAAGUUUCUAAAUCACUUAGAGACAUGUCUCUCCCAUGGUCGUUACAAGGACUACUUGUCUGUUGUAAUUGCAACUGCAGAGAAGGCCUUGAAGAAGGAAUCAACGAAAAAGGACGUUCGAUGGGCCUCCGUCAUAGUACGCGGCAGACGGAUCAGAGAUGGUUUAGAUCGCAACGCAGCUCCAUUUACCAUGAGUCGUGGUGCGGUGCUUGAAGCCGCACAGGAAGGGCAUUGGCUACUCAUUGACGAGAUCAAUCUAGCUCCUCCUGAAAGCCUUGAUGCCAUUGUCCAUGUGAUCUCAAAGAAUACUCAUCCUAAUUUCCGACUUUUUGCUUGUAUGAAUCCAGCAACUGAUGCUGGGAAACGCAGGCUGCCAUCAGGUGUACGAACUCGUUAUCCUCUUGUCAUUGACGUUUGAUUCGUCGAGUUUUUCGUCAGCGAAAUCCAUGAUGCACAUCAGCUGCAGCUAGUCGUUUCCACAUAUGUACCAUCUAUGAAAUCUGCUACUGUUACCAGUUUGGUGAAUUUCUAUCUACAAAGCAAGCAACUACACCCUUCAAGCUAC
Molecule: messenger RNA, 678 nt
Organism: Cylicostephanus goldi
Lineage: Eukaryota; Metazoa; Nematoda; Chromadorea; Rhabditida; Strongylidae
Source: the annotation of a GenBank genome assembly